AUGCUCGUGAAGCUUGCUGUCCUCUCUGCUGCCGCUUCUUCGGCCUACGCACAUGCGUUCAUUAACAGUGUUGCUGGUGCCAACGGUGUUUCCGCUGUCGGUCUCGGCGUCACCUUCAAUGGUGAGGUCGAGCGCGGUGGCACUGGCGAGCAGCCCUUCCAGCUCGACACGCCCGUCCUGAAGGACACCGCAACUGACCCUUGUGGCGCUACGCUCCUCGCCGGCUCUGUCAACAUCGCAACCUCAAUGGCCAAGGUCUCCAAGGCCUUUGGCGGUGUCCCGACGAUCCCCGACAACGGCACCCUCACCAUGGGUGUGUUCCAGGUCAACGCUGACGGCGGAGGCCCAUUCGCCGCGGAGAUCAACACCGACGCCACUGGUGAGACAUGGACUACUAUCAACGUCCUCUCCCAGCCCCCUGGUGUCAACGGUGUCCUCCACAACGGUCCCGCGAACUCUUCGAUCACCGUCCAGAUCCCGUCGGGUACAACUUGCACUGGUGCUGGUAGCACUUGCUUGAUUCGCUUGAACAACGGUGGCGAGACCUCGUCAAUCGCGAACGGCGCUGGUCCAUUCGGUGGCUGCGUUGCUGUCUCCCAGGCCGCUGCUGCGUCUACGUCCACGACCGCGACUGGUACAACUGGCACGACUGGCAACAACAAGAACAAGAACAAGAAUGCCGCAAACGCCAAUCGCAACCGCGUCGUCGGCCGCCACUUCUACCCCUCCGUUCAGGCGCGCAACGAGGCUGUUGCUGAGGUCGUUCACCGUGACCUCGUUGACAUGAUGGAACGCCAGCUUUCUCCGCUCAUGGAGAAGCGUUCGCUUGUCGAGCGUGAGAUCAACGAGAAGCGCCAGCAGCUCACUGCUCAGCUUCUCGACGAGCUCUCCACAGUUACCGGCACGGCUAUCGACAUCCCGAUCGACCGCAUGGCCGGCCACGACGACAAUGCUGCUAAGGGUGGCAACUCGACGACGCCCACCGGUGCUGUCUUGACUACUCAGCAGGCGAUCGACCUCAAGAAGGCCGUCCAGACCGCUAUUGGCAACGCCAUGGAGCUCCUCGCGAGCACCCAGGUCGACGCCGGUGCCGGUGGCCAGGACUCGACCAUCACGGACGCCAAGAACGCUGCUGCUGCCGCCGCUCAGGCUGCAGGCACCACCUCGAUCAACGCUGGCAACGCCGGUGUUGGCUUCUUCAACACUGCCAACGUUGACAGCCUUCUCGGCGAGAUCGUGACGGCGUCGCUCGCCAUCACCGCCGACGCCACUGCUGCUGCAACUGGCACUGCUGCUGCAACUGGCACUGCUGCUGCCGCGACGAUCACCCCCGCUGCGACUGCCACCGCCACCACGUCGACCAAGGGCAACAAGAACAAGAACAACAGGCAGAAGAACCAGCGCCGUUACACCCCCCGCCGCCUCUGGUCCGCAUAA
Molecule: messenger RNA, 1437 nt
Organism: Peniophora sp. CBMAI 1063
Lineage: Eukaryota; Fungi; Basidiomycota; Agaricomycetes; Russulales; Peniophoraceae
Source: the annotation of a GenBank genome assembly